GCUGUUGUUGUAGUUGCAGUUGCAGUUGUAGUUGCAAUUGUAGUUAUAGUUGCAGUUGUAGUUGUAGUUGUAGUAUACAGUGCAUGUCCAUUAGCAAUGUCGUCAAAUGGAACAACGAACAGUUUCCGAGAACUUUCCUAACGUCUCUGUCAAAUACAGGCAUCAGUGCCGCCAUUUAAAGAGAUUCCUUAGAAAUGUUGUGACUUCACUUAUUGCCAAAACCAGACCGCUGGAAUUUCCGAUUCUUGCUCUCCGAACUGGCUGACGCCCCGCAGUGCCCGCGCUGUGGUUGGCUGUUUGUAGCAGUUUUCUUUGCUGCGCUGAGCAUAUAGAAAACGUGUGGUAAUCCCCAACUCCAGCCAACUCUCUUGGGGGACUCGUGGGAAACCGGUACUUCCGCACUCCUCAAAAUCUCGGAGGCGGCUCAUUGGAUUACAACCAAGACCUAACAAAGGAUGAGCUUGUCCGAGCCCCAGAAGCCCGUAGAGAAACCUCUCCAGGCCCCGAUGAGAUUUGAUGUGAGACGAUAAAACAUCUCAAUCAUGAUGACAUGAUUAAGUUGCUAAAAGUAUACAAUGAAAUUUGCAAAAGCCAGACUUUUCAAAGCUCAUGGCACUUCGCCUACCCCAUUCCCAUAUUCAAAGAUCCGCCAUCUGCUACCGCCAAAGUGCGUUGACAAGUUGCCUAUACAAGGUCAUGGAAUGAAUUUCAACAGUCGACUGUUGCAUAUUUUAAAUUCCAGUAAUUAACUAAUUGAGCAGUGCGGCUUCCAAGAGGCAAUUGCUAAAAAGCACUGUUUAAUUUCAGUAUAUUAAGAUAUAUAUAAAAAGCCUACGACAUGACGUGGCAAUAUGGCCUACACAGAAAGCUUUAUGUUUUUGGAUUACAUAGAAACUAGCCUGUUUCAUCCAAAAUUUCAUAUCCGACAGAACUUUCUCAGUCAUAGUGUUUUCUGACAGUGUCAGUCGGAUCCAAAUGGCACUGGAUAUGAUGCAUAACUAGGGACUCCAGUGGGGUUCUGAGUUUUCCAUAAGAAAGAGUAGUGGGGUAUUUUUUCACAUAGGAGGAAACCGAAGUCGAGAAAGUCAGUAUAAAUCUCUUUACCAUCGAUACCCUGGUUCAGUCAGACCUAGAGCGACGGGAAACCCCCAGUUUCACCAUCUUCAGCUAAGGUCAUGGUGCCGGAAAUGCAGAACAAAACAAUAACAAGAAGCAAAACACAGGAAUGAACACGAAGAUGUCAAGAACAAGAGCGAAGAACACAGAACAAACGUAAUCGAAGUAGGAAAGUGAUUUAAGUAUCGUAAAAAGGAAAAAGAAAAUAAGAAAAGAACAGAAAAAAAGACGAAGGCGUUUUGAACACAAUAGAACAGGAAUUGAACAUCACUGAACAAAUUGUGAUACAAUAAACCGAACAAGUUGAACAAAAAGGGAAUGUAAAUGGACACAAUAGAAAGCGAGUGAAAGUGAGCAUAGAUGAACAAAUAUUGAACAUAAAUUAUAAACAAGUUGAACAUAAAUCAAUAGAACAUAAAUUGUAAACAGGUUGAACAUAAAUCAGUUGAACACAAAGCAAGAACAAUGAAGGUGUUCACUUUUACAUUGAUCUUUUACAUUGUUCUCCAGACUUCCGCUAAACUCUUGCAGACAAUCCAUCUUUCGGACAUCGCCAGCACUCGCUUCGAGGAAAACGCGAACAUGAGCUUCAUCUUCUUCGCCACGGAACACUUUUACAUCAACCUGACCUUGAAUAAGAUGCCUCACCUGUUGUGCCGAAGGGAAGCCGAAGUCAUUCUCCUCAACCUGGAUGACGGAAUCGGACAGUGUCGGCCAGGCGUCAACCCUUUUGAAUAUCAUGAACUGAGACUGAUUUUACAACACGAUUUCUCUUUCAAAAUCGAAGACCCGAGUGGAGCCGCCGCCGUCACUAGCACUCCGUCGCCACUCGAAGUCGUGAUCACAGUCGGUCGGAGUCUGGACGCCCAAGACCCUCCCAGUGAUAGGGAAGGUGCCGUCUUCGUCACGAGGAAAAUAGAGGGUUGCCGCGCCCAGCCAAAGAAAUCCGCUGCGCCCCUCGUGCUGAUCGGCGUGGUGGGCGCCCUUGCCCUGCUCCUCGUGCUGGUGACCGUCGUGGCCUGCAUCCUGUAUCUUCUGGUCCCGCCGGAAACGAUCAGGCGAGUGCUAUUUAGAUCCGGAGGCAACGAUCCCGGAUGCACCGCCCUCUCUUCCGGGAUUGGUCAGAAAGACGCUCAGGACACACCCUCGCCACCUCCCCGACCAAUCAACACCCACAACGCGUCCGAGACUCGCAAUCCAUUGGCUAAAGUCCCCUCUGUUCCCUUGGCCCCGCCCAACGCAGCGGCGACGGCCCACCAGAACGACGCUCGCCAUUCCAACCACGACGACGGAUACGACCUGCUGCACGAUCCCAACUACGACUACAUAGAAGCUAACGUCGUCCGCCCCGUCGACCGCGCCAUUCUGGACCAAGAAUUGGCCGGCGCGAACCCCAAGUGGAAGCAGCCGCCGGGAGGUUUCCGGAAGAAAUCGGACCCGCAGACUACAGGUUUCCGGAAGUUAUCGGACACGCAGACUCCAGGUUUCCGGAAGUUAUCGGACACGCCAGUCCCUAAGCCGCCCGCCGCCGCCCCAGGUCACUUCCUGCCUUUCGAGGACGACGAAUACAUCAACCUCGGGUCCGGGUUCCCUCCACCCCCUCAGCAGCACGGCCCCAGAGGGAACCGCGCCCGUUACUAGGACCCGGUGACAGAGGGCCAAAGAGGGUCAAACGCCGGAUUCCGCCUCAUGCGUCGCGGAGGAACCUCUGGUGAAAAAAACUCUGGUGAGCGUCGAUCGGGAUUCAGGAUCGGCGCCUCGCGAAGGGGCAGCAGGAAAAGCGUCGGCCGUGGCGGGGGCGCAGUGGGGGGCGUCUCGACCAAAAUAGGUGUUGCGGGAAUAGGUAACAUAGGCCUAUUUUCAGCAUACUUAUCGUGUACUUGGUUUUAUUUGGGUAUUUGCAUACACUUGCAUGAAAAAAAAAACAGAUGCAUGCUCACACACACACACACACACACACACA
Molecule: messenger RNA, 3079 nt
Organism: Penaeus chinensis
Lineage: Eukaryota; Metazoa; Arthropoda; Malacostraca; Decapoda; Penaeidae
Exons: 6
Coding region: 1582-2757 (391 amino acids)
Source: RefSeq, a predicted model, not a curated record